CGACGUCAACGUCACUUCCGCUUUCUCGAUGCCGAAGUGAUCCUUAGAGUAAUGGCGGCGUGCCGGGGGUCUUCGUCGAAAUGGUUUUUCACCCGGGACCAACUGGAAAGCACGCCUUCCCGCCGAUGUGGAGUGGAACCGGACCGGGAAUUAUCCUACCGACAACAGGCAGCGAAUUUGAUCCAAGAUAUGGGUCAAAGGCUCAAUGUCUCCCAGUUAACAAUAAAUACAGCGAUUGUUUACAUGCAUAGAUUUUAUAUGCACCAUUCAUUCACCAAAUUCCAUAGGAACAUAAUAUCUCCAACUACAUUGUUCUUGGCUGCAAAAGUGGAAGAGCAACCCCGGAAACUCGAACAUGUGAUUAAAGUUGCACACGCAUGUCUGAAUCCGCAAGAACCGCCUCUAGACACAAAAAGUAAUGCAUACCUCCAGCAAGCUCAAGAGCUGGUGAUACUUGAAUCCAUAGUGCUGCAGACCCUGGGCUUUGAAAUUACUAUUGAUCACCCACACACUGAUGUGGUGAAAUGUACCCAGCUAGUGCGAGCAAGCAAGGAUCUGGCACAGACUUCCUAUUUCAUGGCUACCAACAGUCUGCACCUUACUACCUUCUGCCUCCAGCACAAGCCCACCGUGAUCGCCUGUGUGUGCAUCCAUCUGGCCUGCAAGUGGUCCAACUGGGAGAUUCCAGUUUCUACUGAUGGGAAACACUGGUGGGAGUAUGUGGACAACUCCGUAACUCUGGAGCUGCUAGACGAGUUGACUCACGAGUUUCUGCAGAUCUUGGAAAAGACUCCAAGUCGGUUAAAGAGGAUACGCAACUGGAGGGCAACACAAGCUGCCAAAAAGCCCAAGAGUGAAAACGCCCAGUUGAACGACAACUCAUUCGAUGGUCCUUCAGUUCUCCAAGGCGACAUGUGUCUUCCUGGAAGUUCCUCAUCCAACCCUAGCUUUUCCAAACUGGACACUGCCUUCCCUGUUCCCCUGCCGGGCCAGUCCAGAGGAGCUUCCCUUUCUAUGGACACUAUCAUCAAUGCCUACUUGCCAGCGAGCCACAGCGAGUGGCCACAGAGCAGCCAGAUCCAAACAGGGUACCAUUCUGUGUGUGUGAAGGAAGAACCCGUCAGUGUUCCUGUCCAAGACUCCGCGCUGGCUUUGCAGGCCUCUGGCUCCUCUUUGCUUCAGCAUCCACCUUACGGGGCUGAAAAGAUGACGGAGCUUAACUUUAUGAAACAAGAGCAGAAAGGUGCGGUUGGAGCAGCGGGGAAGCAUCAGCCACCUCCUCAGUUGGUUUACCCCCCUCCAAUGCAGCCUUCUCCAGCUUUGAAACUAUCUUUGGAUAAGUACAGAGAGAAACAUGCCGGGGAGUCUGCUGCCCCCCAGCAGAAGCGCAGGCAGGAGCAAGGGGAUGCGUCCUCGUCUGCUAUGUAUACGCCGUUCACUGUUAGCCAAGUAGAUUAUAGAAGACUGCCUCACCAGAGCUCCCACAGCGCUGGCAGCGGCACCACUGCCUCCCCGAUGAAGAUGAAGGGGCAGGAAAGACGGCACCACGGUGACAAACGGGACAAAAACUCAGUAAAGCUCUCCACAUCUAUGCCGGGGGCCGGCGGCGGUGUGCAGCUGGAGAGAAGCGGCCAGCUAAACAAAGAUGAGCUGAAGAUGAAGAUCAAAAUGUCUUCAUCCGAGCGCCACAGCUCCUCUGAUGAAGGGAUUGCUUCCAACAACAAGAACAAACAUUCCAGCCCGCUGGUCAGCAAGGAGAAGCACCGAGGAGGAGAGCACAACCUCCUCCACCGCCCCCACAAGCUCAGCCACCUCCACGCAAACAGCGGCAACGGGCGAGGGGCUGUGGAGGGGCCUGCGGGCCCGCUGCGGGGCCCCCCAGUGCUGAUCAGCAUGGAAGGAACGACGCACGGACACCCAACAUCCAACUCUCUGAGCUCAUCCUCGUCACGCAAAAGAAUCCACACAGAUGGGAGCCACAAUCACCACUCCUCCUCCUCCAGCUCCUUCUCCAAAGUGAGCAAACUUUCCAAGGGUGGCGCUGUCGCUGCAGGUGGGCUGCGGACCUCCCAGCCUCCUCCUGGUGAAUCUCCACACGAGCUGAGAGACCAGCGACACUGAGUCCGCCCGCCUUCCGGAGCCCCGGCCCGCGCUCGAACCCCGCAGACUCUGACUUUGAAGACUAUGCUCAACCUCUGCUAAGUGCCCAAGGACAAAGUCUCCAUAUUAAAAACCCUUUACUAAGGAGCAGAAAGCGUAUCUGCAUAAAAAAAGUUCUGUUGGACGUCAGUUUCUUAAAAAAAAUGAGUGAAUUGUGCUUCCCAACUUGUCACACCUCUGGAUUGCGAGACUCAACGCCGUCUUUCCCCGUGAACUGCUGCUCGUUCAAUUCCCUCGCGUGUUGCUCCUGGAACGUGUUGAGGGGUGUUCCUUUUCUGUCAGAUGAGAAAACAAGUAUUACAUGUUCCAUAGAAGCAUGGGAAGUAUACGUUUCCCUCCGUUUCCUUUUUUUAGACUACUAAUUUAAAUGAAUCACUCUUCUGUGGUUGCAUGGAGGAAGAAAGAGGCCAGCUGAAGAAGAUAGUCAUCUGCUGGCAUUCCAUUUCAUUUUUAUUUUGAUCUUGUCUCAUUUUUUUAUACUUCCAAACUGUGCAUUUUGAUUUGCAUGUUGCAAUCAUCAAAGGGAUGGAAAAGGAGAGCGCUUAUUGCUGUUUACAAAAAACGGAGAUAACAUGUUCAUACGUUUUUGUAUGUAAAGAAAAAGCUAUACCGUGACUACUCAGGUUUGGAGCUGCUUGUAAUUAUAAGAAAAAAAAGCAACAACAUGAAACCUAUACAUUAUUUUGGCGAUCGGUGCGAUGGGCAUCAUUGGACAAAUGGUUGCAGCAUUCCCUUUUGGGCUUCUUACGGCUUCACUGUAGGAGGUGCUUUGUUUCCUCAUAAACACCCUGCAACUGACACGUCUCACACCUCAUACAGCUGUUAGUGACGCCGUUUGUACCAAAAACCUGUUUACGACGGACACCUGAAGCUGGAUGCCAAAGGUUACAGCCAAAAGACGCAAAAGGACAAGGACAGUCGUAGGAACGAGACUUUUUACUGGAGGCAUCUUUACACUACACGAGUAUGAAGCUUUUAGAUGUCGGCCUUUGGAGUCCACUUGUUCAGAUGACCAUUAACGGUGUACACGAAGAAACGUUUGUCUUAUUCCCAUCCAGGAAGUUGUUUUUACUCGGGUAUCUUCUAAAAAAUUAUCAUGUCUCAGCUGUUCUUUACUGAAUCCAAAAUGUCUGCAGAGGCUGAAACGUCCACGCACAUUUGUUGAUUUAAAGUUCCGCAGAUCAUUUUGGAAGAGAACCCUCUCAAACAUUUCCCCCCAGAUUUUAUUUUCAGCACCAUGAAUAAACCAGAAGAGUUUCCACUGCUCUGAAAAUGAA
Molecule: messenger RNA, 3437 nt
Organism: Oryzias latipes (Japanese medaka)
Lineage: Eukaryota; Metazoa; Chordata; Actinopteri; Beloniformes; Adrianichthyidae
Gene: ccnt2a
Product: cyclin T2a
Biological process (GO): regulation of transcription by RNA polymerase II
Molecular function (GO): cyclin-dependent protein serine/threonine kinase regulator activity
Source: RefSeq, a predicted model, not a curated record